This is a messenger RNA of Schistosoma rodhaini, 2403 nucleotides long. The record is from the annotation of a GenBank genome assembly. NCBI's taxonomy places the organism in Eukaryota, Metazoa, Platyhelminthes, Trematoda, Strigeidida, Schistosomatidae.
AUUAUAAGUGAAGUAAUUGUUUAUGAAUAUUUGAUGUGAUUGGUUAAUUGUCACAAGUUAAUGUAAUAAAUCAGCAUAGUAUAUCCAAUAUAAAUGUAACACUAAUUCAUGAAUAUAUACCUAUUGCAUUGAAAUUAUGCAAAAAGAUGAUUAUCCUACUAUUGAUUUGUUUCUUUCUUUAUAUUGAAAGAAUCCAUACAUCUGGUGUUGUUGUGGAGGAACAGUUUCCUAAAGUAAUACUUAUUUCUCUUGAUGGAUUUCGUUAUGAUUACUUUGAUAUGGCUAAGCAAAGAAAUAUAAGCAUGUCAGCAUUUGAUAUGAUUAUAAAUCAAGGAGUUUAUAUAAGACGUAUAGAAAAUGAAUUUCCUACUUUAACAUUCCCAUCACAUUUUUCAAUUGUAACAGGAUUGCAUCCUGGAAGUCAUGGAAUAGUAGAUAAUGUGUUUUAUGAUCCAACACUUAAUGCAACAUUCUCAUCGAGAAAUCAGUCUACAGCAUCAGAUUCUAGAUUCUAUGAUGUUGGUGCUGAACCGAUUUGGGUAACGAAUCAGUUUCAUGGUCAUAAAAGUGGAGUGACUUUCUGGAUUGGAAGUGAGGCGAUAAUCAAAGGUGAGAGACCAACUCAUUAUCUAACACCUUACAAUGAAAACAUUACAUUCACUCAGCGAAUUGAUAUUUUGAUGGAUUGGUUUGAACAUGAAAAUAUUAACCUUGGUCUUAUGUAUUAUCAUCAACCUGAUAGAGCAGGACAUAUAUAUGGAGCGGGAAGUGACGAGGUUUUCAAAGCUAUUGAGGAGAUAAAUCAUGGACUAGAAUACCUCUUGACAUCGAUUGAAAAUCGACCAUCACUUAGUUGCUGCCUCAAUCUGAUUAUAACAAGUGAUCAUGGAAUGACGAAUAUCCAAAUGAGUAUAUAUCUGCUCCUAAGAUGUCAGCAGAAAUCUGGACACUUUGGCCAAAGCAGGGUAAGUCUUACUAUCAACGUUUAUAAAAACCUAGGCUAUACUGUGCGAUCAUUAUACGACAAAUUGAAAGAUCGACACUUCAGAUUAAAUGUCUAUUUGAAGGAAGAACUGCCAACACGUUUCUUUUAUGGUUCAAGUGAUCGAGUUGGUCCUGUUGUUGUAUACGCAGAUAUUGGAUGGACGAUUAUUGCUGACAGAACGUCUGGGAUAACCGUGAAAAAUAAAGGUGCUCAUGGUUAUGAUCCCGAUUACAAAGAAAUGUCUCCAUUUUUAAUGGCGAUAGGACCUCAGAUAGCUAAAAUUCAACCAACAGAGUUAAAAGAAACAAUCAAGCUGAUUGAUAUUUACUCACUGAUAUGUCUCAUGCUUGAUUUGGGACCUGCUCCGAAUGAUGGUAGUGUUUGUCGAGUUCUUCCCUUAUUGAGUCAAGGAAGCUUCGCCAAUAUCAACAAAUCAUCCAUCAUAUUCAUCAUCAAAUUUAUUAUUCUAAGUAUUUUCAUGGUACACAAUGGAUUAUAUUAUUGAAAUAAUAAUAAAUAAUAAACUGUUCUACUGAAUGAAUAACUGUUGCCAUGACAACUGACUGCGUAACUGUGAACAACAACAGUUGUGGGUUAAUACUCAGAUUACAUAAUUGUUUUCAUUUGAUAAGUGAUACGUUUGUUAUUUUUGACAUUUUUAUUCUUCAGAAUAUCAUCGUUUAUGCAUUAUAUGAAAUGGUGUAAAUCAUUAUAAAACAUGACCAAUAUUUUAAUUAUUUUUCCAACCUGUAACAUGAUUGUAGAUUGCUAUUCUGUGAACUGUAUACAAAAAAAUGUAAUGAUAUAUUAUUAAUAUAUCAUACUGUACUUGCUUACUACUUACAAGCGUAAGUAAGUAGUAUGGACAUCAUGAUACACCUAUUCAUUUUUAAUCAUCAUCGUAGUUACAGUCACCGGAAAAUAAAAUAUCUGGGGACAUCUCCGCAACAAGGGGACAUUCAACAACGAGUCAAGGCUCUUUUGUAUCUUCUGAACACACUCACUUACAAGCAAAAGUCGAAGAUUUAAAUGCGUGAGACAGUGUGGAAUUAACGCAUUCGUUGAUCAUUAUCAAAGUCUAUGUCGUCUAAUAAUAUACUCAUGCCGGACAUUGUUCGUUGCCAUCAGUAAUUUAAAUGCAGCAGUAGCAGUCCUACAUGAUCAGCCCAGUAGUCCGGUACUGUCUGUUACGGAGACAUGCUCUAUACAUGGUCCAAGUCCUAUUAACCCCGAUAACGAAAGUGCAAACAGUGGAUCAACCUGUUUACAGAAAGACAAUGUUUUGCUAAAUGCUUAUGAAAGUGCUACAGUACCCACGCAUGAAGAAGUGGGAAACAAAUCGAGCAAUAUUGUUAAUACAGUGGAGCCAAAUGAAACUAGUAAUAAUGCUAAAAAUGUUUCUAAUGAAUCUAAUGAUC